AUGAAGAUUGCCAUCGUCUUACUUUUGGUCUCCCUUGUGGGACUAUCGCUGGGCGCAGCGCCGGCUCCGUCGGGCUGCAGCUGUAUCUCAGUCCAGAACGAUCAGACCGCCAAGACCUUCACCGUCUCCCUCAAGAAUUGCCCAUCGGGCCUCAGCCACGUCAACGUGCCCGCCAACAUCCCCACCCAGGGGUCCUGCCCUCCCUUGACCGUCACGCUCAAGAGCACCGACUGCCCUGGCGGGUCGAGGUUCUGCUCCAACUCGGACAUCACGGUCCCGCCGUCCUACUUCCAGAUCCAGGGCAUGGAGGGACACGACUGUCAGGCCGUCUUCCAGUGGUCUGGCCCCGCCACAGCCACGGUGAGCACGGCGCAGAUCUUCGUCAAGCAGAUGAACAACUGCGGCUUCUGCGGCGGCGCCGGGUCGGUGCCGCCCUGUCCGGCCACUUGCCCGCAGCCCUGCCAGUGCGGCAACGGCCAGGUCGAGACUGCGUGCAACGAGGACUGCGACUGCACCACCACCGGCGGCGUCACCAAGUGCUUGGACAAGAGCAGGAACGAGGUGGACGAGGGCUGCUGCGUCAACUGCCAGUUCGUGGUCAGCGGCCAGUCGUGCAAGAUCAACCCCACGACCAAGACCACGACCGUUUGCACGCUGUGCCCGAAGACUCCGCCGGGGGGCACGCUGGGCAACUGCUGCGCGACCUCGACAGUCCCGUGCUGCCUCCAGAAGGACCGCACCUGCAACGGCAUGGGCCACUGCCAGGACUCCAAGUGCACCGUCACUCCGGGGGCUUGCUGA
Molecule: messenger RNA, 801 nt
Organism: Acanthamoeba castellanii str. Neff
Lineage: Eukaryota; Discosea; Longamoebia; Acanthamoebidae
Exons: 3
Coding region: 1-801 (266 amino acids)
Source: RefSeq, a predicted model, not a curated record